AUGCCUCUGGGGGAGCCACAGGAGCAGAUCUUGGGGAUGGUGAAGGCUGCAGGAGACAUCAUGGCUAGGAUGCAGAAGGAAGAGAGUCUGGAGGUACCAAAGGGCACUAAGCCACAUGUGUUGCCAGAGGCCUCCCAGUCUCAAGCAGAGGCACUUAUUGACAGCCAGGCGCCCAACCCCAAAGUCCAGGCAUUAUCAUCAUCCUCAGCAGCAGCGGGGAACGUGAAUCUCCGCCAGUCACAGAAGAGGGACCUGAUCAGGAGCAUGGGCAGGGGUAGCAGAGGUACAGGUAACUGGGAUGUGAGCUCUGACACAGCCAGGCUCUCCAUAGGCCGGGGCAGCGCGCGGCGGAGAGGUCUGAAGGAGGUUCUGCUGCAGAGCAGUGGAGGCGAGGGAGCUAUGUGGCUUGCAACUGCUCAGAAGAUAGCCAGCAGCAGCAGCCCUGCUGUGGGGAUGCAACAAGAGCUGGAGCAGAGGUUGGAACAGAGCCCUGAGGACUUGUCCUUAGCCCUAGACCCCCUCGAGCAUGAGUGGAUGCUGACUGUGGCCCAGGGGGACCCUGAGAGCAUUGUGAGGUUGCUAGACAUGGAUCCCAGCCUGCUGAACAGGAGAGAUUUUGUGACAGGGUUCACUGCCCUCCACUGGCUGGCCAAGCAUGGCCGCCAUGAGGCCCUGAUCGAGGUGAUCACCUGUGCAGAGAAGAAGGGCUACCGUGCAGAUGUCAACAUUCCCACAGCCAGCGGUGGGCUGACACCCCUGCAUCUGGCUGCCCUGCAGGGACACGAGAUGGUCAUCAAGGUGUUGGUGGGAGCCUACGGUGCCAACACAAGCCUGCGGGACCACAGCGGCCACAAAGCCUGGCAGUACCUGAGAGCAGAUGCCUCCAGGGAGCUGAAGGAGCUGUCAGGGGCUUUAGAGGAAGACCUGGCCCAGCUUGGUGUGUGGAACACCAACAACAACUGCAUGUCGUCCAGAGAGGCUGGUGGCUCUGGUGCUGAACGGAGGACCCAGGUGUUCACCAGACUGCCAUCCUUCAGGAGCAUGUUCAGACAGGCACUUUCAUUCUUCCAAGACCUUUAA
Molecule: messenger RNA, 1080 nt
Organism: Emys orbicularis (European pond turtle)
Lineage: Eukaryota; Metazoa; Chordata; Testudines; Emydidae
Gene: SOWAHD
Product: sosondowah ankyrin repeat domain family member D
Exons: 1
Coding region: 1-1080 (359 amino acids)
Molecular function (GO): protein binding
Source: RefSeq, a predicted model, not a curated record